Messenger RNA from Arachis duranensis, 4611 nucleotides. Its product is annotated as putative disease resistance RPP13-like protein 1. Gene Ontology annotation, molecular function: ADP binding. The record is from RefSeq and is a predicted model, not a curated record. Gene Ontology annotation, biological process: defense response to other organism. The coding region runs from base 285 to 3563 and encodes 1092 amino acids. The transcript is spliced from 5 exons. Lineage: Eukaryota; Viridiplantae; Streptophyta; Magnoliopsida; Fabales; Fabaceae.
CAUCUUAUUGGCUAUUGGAUGCAGUGUGGACCAUACAUAUAAUUAUGAAAGAACUCAAACAUGUGACUUUUUUUUCCGAGGAAGAGAGAAGGAAGCAUCAUAUGAACUUGUCCCAAAGACCAAUGAGCAUGUGUGACGUCAAUUUCUUUUUGCUACAAGGAAAACAAAAUACAUAAGCAGUUAAGCAUCACUUUCUGAACCUGCUGCUACUUCUUCCUUUACCUUCAUUGCGAACAAUCAUCCACUACUUUCUUUGUUUUCUUUCUUCUAAUCUUGAGAUCAACAUGGCUGCAAGAUUUGUGGGAGAAGCUUUUCUCAACUCUGCACUUGGCACUAUCUACGACAUGCUGAUUUCACCCUUACUUGUCAACUUCAUCCAGAGAAAGAAGCUUAACCGGAAACUGGUUGAGAAGCUGGAGACAGUUCUGAAGGCUGCUCAUGCUGUGAUCAAUGACGCGGAGCGGAGGCAGAUCGAAGAGGAAGCUGUGAAGGACUGGCUGGACAGGCUGAAGGAUGCUGUGUACGAUGCUGAAGACAUACUUGAUGAAGUCACCACCAAAGCUGCCAUUCAAAAGGUUCAAGGUAACUCUCUGUCUCGCUAUGUCAAUUUGCAUAGUGAUGGCGAGAUAGUAACCAAGAUAGAAGAGAUCAUUGAUGCAUUAGAGACGAUUGUAAAUGAGAAAGAUGGUCUUGGCUUGAAGGAGAUACCGGUGGAGGACAUGUCAUGGAGGAUCCCCUCAACAUCUCUGGUUGGUGUGCAUCAAAUAUAUGGCAGGGACCAAGAUAGGGAGGCCAUGGUAAAACUGUUGUUAGAUGUUACCAAUGACGGUGGAAUAUCAGUGAUUCCUAUGGUCGGCAUGGGUGGAAUAGGAAAGACUACUUUGGCUCAGAUGGUUUACAAUGAUGACCAAGUGAAACAAAAAUUUGAUGUUAAGGCAUGGGUUUGUGAUGGGCAAGAAGAAUUUGACGUUCUUAAGGUGACAAAUGCUGUGAUGGAAGCAACUUCUAGUUCUUGCAGCUCAACUGAGUUAAACACAAUUCAGGAGAGCUUGAAGAAAGUCCUAGCAGGGAAGAAGUUGUUAGUUGUUUUGGAUGAUAUGUGGAGUAACAAUUAUGAUGCCUGGAUAAGUUUUUUAAAGCCCUUUAAAUCUAGUAACGGGGCUGUUAUGAUUCUUGUAACAACCCGUCUUGAUUCCACUGCUGAUAUGGUGAAAACUAUUCCAAUUUACCAUUUGAGUUUGUUGGGUGAUGAUCACUGCUGGUCAGUGUUUGCAGAUCAUGCAUGUCUUAAUUCUGUUGAAUCCCAUAGCCGUUCUGCUUUAGAAGUAGUUGGUCGAAAAAUUGUCAAAAAGUGUAAUGGGUUAGCUUUGGCUGCUCAAACACUUGGAGGUUUAUUAAGAGCAAGAAAAGAAGUAGCGGAUUGGGAGUUUAUAUUGAGGAGUGAAAUUUGGGAACUUCCCAAAAAAGAUAGUGGGAUUCUUCCUGCAUUGAGAAUCAGUUAUCACUACCUUCCUUCACACUUAAAACGUUGUUUUGUUUAUUGUUCUUUAUUCCCAAAAGACUAUCCAUUCGAAAGAGAUAUACUGGUGUUAUUGUGGAUGGCAGAAGGUCUUUUGCAACAACCAAAGAGUGGCAGCACUUUAGCAGAAGUUGGUUCUAAAUAUUUUAAUGAUUUGGUUUCCAGAUCAUUUUUCCAACAUUCUAACACCAAUAAAGAUUUAUUUGUGAUGCACGAUCUCAUGCAUGAUUUAGCAAUAUUCUAUGGUGGAAAGUUCUUUUCUAGAAACUUUGAACUCGAAACUGCAGACAAGCAUGAUGCUUGUCCUCGUCCUCGUCAUCUUUCAUAUAAUGAUUGGAUCGAUGAUUUGCUAUUCUCAGAGAUCUUGGAAGUAUGUGGUUGUUUAAAAAAUGCAAGGACAUUGCUUUAUGUCGGUUCUGGUGUAUGGGAUGUUUCCCCAGGGGAAUAUGAUCCUUGUCGCUUACUUGCACAGUUGAAGCACUUAAGGGUUUUGUCAUUUCAAUUCCUUCCUCUUGAUGAUUCAAUAAGUGAUUUGAUCCAUUUGCGUUAUUUGGAUCUCUCUUAUACACCUAUGGUGACAUUGCCAGAGUCAAUGAGCAAAUUGUAUAAUUUACAAACACUGAAGUUGAAGGGUGCAUAUCUAGAAAAGCUUCCAAGCAACAUGCAGGAUCUUGUAAAUUUGCUUCAUUUGGAUCUCUCUUAUACGGAAAUUGAGGUAUUGCCCGAGUCAUUGAGCGAAUUGCAUAAUUUACAAACGUUGAAGUUGAGAGAGUGUGAAAACUUGAAAAAGCUUCCAAGCAAGAUGAAAGAUCUUAUAAAUUUGCACCAUCUCGAUAUUGAAGGUACUGAAAUAGAAGAGAUGCCGAAACGGAUGAGUAAAUUAAAAGACCUGCAGAUUUUAUGUUACUAUAUUGUUGGCGAGCACGAAGAGAAUGGGAUAGGGGAAUUGGGAGGACUUGUAAAUCUUCAAGGGUUAUUUAGUAUUAAGAAAUUAGAGAAUGUGGUUGAUAGCAGUGAAGCUUGGAAGGCAAGGAUGGUUGACAAGAAAUACAUCAGUCAUUUAUGCUUGAAGUGGUCAUCAGGUGAAGAUAGUGAUAUUGUUGAUUUCCAAAUCGAAAAAGAUGUGCUUAGCAAAUUAGAACCUCACAAUGACCUGAAAUUUCUAGAAAUAAAUGGUUACAGGGGUACCGUGUUUCCGGAUUGGGUAGGACAGUCUUCGUACCAUAACAUGACUGCAUUGUAUCUGACUGGAUGCUGUAAUUGUUUAGUGCUUCCUUCACUUGGACAGUUACCCGCUCUAACGAGACUGGAGAUUUCACAUUGUGAUAUGGUGAAGAUGAUUGGUGGGUCAUUCUAUAAGGGUGAUGGAACACAUCAGCAUCAGGAGACACCCUUCCGAUCCCUUAAAUAUCUGACUAUUCAAAAACUGCCUUGCUGGGAGGAAUGGGAGUCUUAUGAAUGUGAUGAUGACGAUGAUGCACCAUUUCCGAAACUUGAGGAGCUCCGUAUUUAUAACUGUCCUAAGUUAAGAGGAGAUUUGCCCACUUUCCUUCCGUCUUUGAAAAAACUUAUCAUUGAAAGAUGCGAGGAGCUUGGUUGUUAUCUGCCAAGAGCUCCCAUCAUUCGCGAAUUAAGAAUAUUUGGCAACCAGGAAGCAAGAAUGCGGGACCUACCACUUUUACUGCAACUACUAAGAAUCGAAGGAAAGCAGCUUGUGGAUUCUCUGUUUGAGGCCAUGGCCAUGACCCACACCCAACCAACCUCUCUCACGGAGUUAAGUAUCUCAAAUUGCUCAUCAGUGGUAUCAUUUCCAGGGGAUGCUUUGCCCCCUUCGUUGAAACAGUUGCGCAUCAAUAACUGCAAGAAUGUAGAAUUCCCAAUGCAACACCAACAACAUCACUCACUAAGGAGUCUUAGAAUAGACAACAGCUGUGAUUCGCUUACAUCCUUGGCAUUGCCAGCGUUCCCAAAUCUCAAGUAUCUCACAAUCGCAAGACUUGAAAAUUUGACAUCUCUGGAGGUGUCACAGUCACAGUCCCUCUGAGACUUAUUCAUUGAAGAAUGCCCUAAGCUGGAGAACAUAAUAAGGCUGCCUGCCUCUUUACAUUAUCUCUACAUCAGCAAAUGUGGGUUGUUGGGUGAAGGCAUAGAGAGGAAGGACCCCCACAUUUGGCCAUCCAUUUCCCACAUCCCCUACAUUGAAGUUGACGGCGCAGAGAUCCUCAAUGACUCAACAUCUUAAAACAGGUAACUCUUUUGCUAUCUCUCUAUAUCCCAAAGCGGCUUCACUUCAUCUUCCCCAACAUCAUAUUGAAAGAGUUGCGCAUAUACAAUUGCAAGAAUGUAGAAUUCCCAAUGCAACACCAACAACAUCACUCGCUACAGACAUUACAAAUACACAACAGCUGUGAUUCGCUUACAUCCUUCGCAUUGCCAGCGUUCCCAAAUCUCAAUUAUCUCACAAUUUCAGAGUGCCCUAAGCUGGAGAACAUAAUAAGGCUGCCUGCCUCUUUAAGUCUACUCUACAUCGACAAAUGUCCGUUGUUGGGUGAAGGCAUAGAGAGGAAGGACCCCCACAUUUGGCCAUCCAUUUCCCACAUCCCCCGCAUUCGACUUGAUUGGAAAUGGAUUCGCAACGACUCAACAUCUUAAAACAGGAACCAUCUCCUCGGAAGGAGUAUGCAUGAUUCUGCCCUUGACAAUUGGUAAUUUUGUGGACAAUUAUGUGAUUUUAGGAUAAAAAGAUUUUUGGGCUGCCUUGACCACCUUCUUCUUGCUCUUUGCUUGUUCAUAUUGCUUUUCACCGGUCUUGCAUUGAGAACUGUUGCUAGGGUACAUCAAACAUGUCAUCAAUUCCACCAUAUGGCUCUAUCAAUUCAGAUUCCACUUGGAUGGAAGGAAAUAGGAGAUGUGUAACCACUGAGCAGCCCUUUCUCUUUCUCUUUUGAACGUUGGGAAUAACAUACAAACUUUGUGCAUUCAGAUUUGUUCAUAAAAUUGAUAAUUUUGACUGCUUAGCUGAGUCCAUUACUGAGAUACUCUAUGCCAUUUGAUUUAGAAUCAUGCUUUUCUAUCUUUUUUUUUUUUUUUGC